This is a messenger RNA of Cetraspora pellucida, 1278 nucleotides long. Lineage: Eukaryota; Fungi; Glomeromycota; Glomeromycetes; Diversisporales; Gigasporaceae. The record is from the annotation of a GenBank genome assembly.
AUGACCUUGUCAUUAUUUGUCGGAUUCGAUAAUAACAGACAAAAUAUUUUAUUAGCACAAGCUCUUUUGAUUGAUGAAAGCUUCAAAUCACAUUCAUGGAUGUUUCAACAAAUUAUUAAAGCUACUAAUGUUUACUCUUCUGUAAUAUUGACCAAUGCAGAUCCAGCUGUUGACUCUGCAAUUUGUCAAAUAUUAGUUUCAACAUAUCCUAUACAUUGCGCUUACCACAUUACACAAAACUUACACAAAAAUUUCAGAAAAAAAUUAGGAGAAACUUAUCAACGUUUUCUUAAUGAUUUUUAUCGUUGUCGAAAUAGUUUAUCCAAGGAUGCCUUUGAACAUUACUUCAAUAAUCUCAUACAAGAUUUUCCUAAUGCUAAAAGUUACUUGGAAUUCCUUUAUAAAUCAAAAGAUCAUUGGGCACAUUGCUUUAUUAAAUAUAAAUUUACAGGAGGCAUGAUCGCUACAUCCUGUGUUGAAUCAGUAUUAUUAAGAAAGCAAUAUCAAUUAAGGCUUGUAAUGUUAGAUAACAAUAAUUUAUAUUUUGAAUAUAGAUUUUGGCAUGCAGCAAUACCGAAUGCUCAGAAUCAAGACAAAGUAAACUUUUUGUUUACUGAAAUUGAUCAAUGUCUCCAACGAUAUCUUAAAUCUAACAUUUUGAAAAUGUUAUAUGAUCAAAUAAAUCAAUUGGUAUAUUAUACUGCCAAUAGAAUUUCUCAACAAGAUGUAACUAAUGAAGAGGCAAAUGAGUUAUUGGAUAUUCAAGAGGACUCUAUUGAUAAGCCGCAAGCUACACUUGACCAAAUAAUUGAAUUCACUGGAUUACAUAAUGUUAAAGAAAUUUGGGCGAUUACUGUUGGAAAUUCAUUAAAGAUUAAGCAUCAUAUUUUGAUGCUACAAAAUAAUUCAUAUCUGUGUUCCUGCCUUUCUAUUAUCCAAUGUGGCAUCGUGUGCAGGCAUUACUUUCAAUUAAUGUUAACAACACAAGAACCGUUUUUAAUGACAGACAAGUUUACUCAAGAUAUGAUAACCUUACCAAAUAAUUCUCCAAUUCCUUAUUUGUAUCUUUUCAGAGAAGAAAGAGCAGACUUUCGUAAAGAGAAUAUGAUGACUUUUGAGCAAAGAAUUGUUUAUGGAAAGCUUUACAGCAUGUAUAAGAAGGCUUUAAAUAAAGCAUUGGAGAACAAAAAGCGUAAGGGAAAGGGUCGUCCAUUAGGUACAAAAAGGCUCAAGUCUUCUUAUGAAGCUGUUAAACCUAAAGUGAAGCAACAAUGUUGA